AUGUCGUCCAUACCACCCGAACUCCAAACAGCCGUCUCCAAGUCCGAACAAGCCCAACACGACCUCGUCAAAUCGACACCACAGCUCGACAACGCCCUCUCGAACUCCAAGUCCAAUGGCCUACCCAAUAUCGCCAUCGGUCCAGCACAAGGAUCCUACCUCUCCAUCCUCUGCCAAAUGACGAAAGCAAAAUCCGUUCUCGAAAUCGGCACACUUGGCGGCUACUCCACCAUCUGGUUCGCAACUUCCGUUCCAGGGAUAAAAGUUACCAGCAUCGAGUACAACGAGAAGCACCGGGAUGUUGCGGCCGAGAAUACGAAAGACCUUGACAACGUCGAGAUCAUCCUCGCCGCUGCACUGGACGUCCUGCCUCAGCUGGCGGAGAAAGGCGAGAAGUUUGAUUUCAUCUUCAUCGAUGCGGACUGGGAGGAGCAGGAGAAGUACUUUGAUUGGGCUGUCAAGCUGUCGUCAAAAGGGAGCUGUAUCUUCGUUGAUAAUGCAGUUCGGCAGUUGACGGAGAGUAAUGGGGAUGAAGGGAAAGCCUUGGUAGACUAUGUGAGCAAGGACGAAAGGGUGCAGGCGACGUUGAUCCCGAUGUUGAAUACGUAUAAGAGGACACUGAGUGAGUUGGCGGAUGGGUUUGUGAUGGCUAUUGUCAAGUGA
Saxophila tyrrhenica is the source of this 663-nucleotide messenger RNA. RefSeq lists its product as uncharacterized. Bases 1 to 663 code for a protein of 220 amino acids. The record is from RefSeq and is a predicted model, not a curated record. NCBI's taxonomy places the organism in Eukaryota, Fungi, Ascomycota, Dothideomycetes, Mycosphaerellales, Extremaceae. The transcript has a single exon. Gene Ontology annotation, molecular function: O-methyltransferase activity; S-adenosylmethionine-dependent methyltransferase activity.